This is a messenger RNA of Protopterus annectens (West African lungfish), 705 nucleotides long. It is a transcript of the gene MCAT, whose product is annotated as malonyl-CoA-acyl carrier protein transacylase. The transcript is spliced from 2 exons. The record is from RefSeq and is a predicted model, not a curated record. Lineage: Eukaryota; Metazoa; Chordata; Ceratodontiformes; Protopteridae. Gene Ontology annotation, molecular function: transferase activity. The coding region runs from base 39 to 620 and encodes 193 amino acids.
UGCUAGCACUGUAUGCAGUAAAAGUUCGUGCAGAGGCUAUGCAGCGUGCUUCAGAUUCUGUCCCGAGUGGAAUGUUAUCAGUCAUUGGCCAGGCAAAGUCAGAUUACAGGCAAGCUUGCCUUGAAGCCUGUGAGCACAGCAACUCAGUUGGUAUACAGAAUCCCGUGUGCCAGGUUGCCAGUUACCUCUUCCCAGAUGGCAGAGUCAUUGCCGGACAUAUGCAGGCUUUGGAAUAUCUACAGGAAAAUUCCAGAAAGUUUUACUUCAGACGUACAAAAAUUCUUCCAGUAAGUGGUGCUUUUCACACAUCUUUGAUGGAACCAGCAACACAGGACCUAGCUGAUGUCUUGAAGAAAAUGAAUAUUGAAAAGCCAUCUGUUGCAGUUUAUUCUAAUGUUGAGGCAGCCACUUAUGCACAUGAUAAGCAAAUACGAAAACUUCUGUCAAAACAGCUCAUUUCCCCUGUAAAAUGGGAGCAGACUAUGCAUGCUUUAUUUGAACGAAGGAAAGGAAUUGAAUUUCCUAGAACUUAUGAAGUUGGACCGGGACGACAGCUUGGAGUAAUGUUGAAAAACUGUAACCUGAAGGCUUGGCAGUCUUACACACCUGUUGCUGUUUAAGAACUGCUACCCAGUAACUAUAUGUAAAUUAUUUUGACUGUAUUCUGAACAGCAUAUGUCUUUAUAAAAUCUCCAGCUAAAUGUU